AUGUUAUCGACAUCAGCAAGACUAGGAGAACACGACUCGGGUGCAAAGCGUCUCCAGAGGGAGGGUCCUGGUACCUUGUUCACGCGGGCAGAACUGGCGGGAGUGAGGUACCUAUACCGCCUGUGCGGCGGGCCACUAGGCCUGAUCGGGGUGUGCUUGGCGCCCCUGAAAAAUGAGUUAGUUGGGCUUGAACUUCAUCCUGAUUCUGUCCCGGAUUCCAGCUUCCAACAAGCUUCCAAGCGUCCAGAUUCCAGAUUCCGGAUUCUGGAUUUCCUGCCGUUCCUGGCGCGAGCACACGGCUGCCUCGCCGUUCAGUUCUCAGCCCGUUCGAACCAGGCGAGUUCUCAUGACUACGUGACAAGAGAGUCCUCGCGAACCCGCAGCGCCGCCGCGGUGGUGGUCGUGUCGUUCCUUGUUGGCCCGCAUUAUUUAACUACCCUCGCUUUGGUUCUCCUCCGCCCUCAACCAAUCUCCCCUCCCCACUUGACGUUUCCCAUCGCUCAUUUCGUGGUGUGUCCACCGACUGCGAGAGCUGCCAUCCCGGUUGACUGCUCAGCCCACGUCCCAAUGAAUGGUCCUAGUGUUUGCAUUCGCUUCUGA
Messenger RNA from Paracoccidioides brasiliensis Pb18, 600 nucleotides. RefSeq lists its product as uncharacterized. The record is from RefSeq and is a predicted model, not a curated record. Bases 1 to 600 code for a protein of 199 amino acids. The transcript is spliced from 2 exons.